Molecule: messenger RNA, 1227 nt
Organism: Delphinapterus leucas (beluga whale)
Lineage: Eukaryota; Metazoa; Chordata; Mammalia; Artiodactyla; Monodontidae
Gene: IL24
Product: interleukin 24
Source: RefSeq, a predicted model, not a curated record
CUUUACUUUUGAAGCUGCUUCCAUAGCUGGAACAGUAGCCUUCCAUUCACAGUUGCACCCUGAUCGCUGAAUGGUAGGGGUGCCUGCCCAACCCUCUUCCUCUACAACAGGAACCAGCCACCUCUAAACAGCAAACCCUCAAGCAUCACUUCUAGGACCUGAGUUUCAGGUUUCCCAUCUGUGUGUCCCCGAGGCUGGCCAAGGCAGAGCCAAGGAGCAUUACUCUGGGGUGUACCCCUUCUUCCAGCAGGAUCGCCCUGGUCCUUCCUCUGCUGCAGAUGGGCUCUCCUGUGCGCAUGGCUGCCCUUCCCUGCCUGAGUCUGAUCCUGCUUUUCUGGAGCCAGGGGCCAGGGGUCCGGGGCCAAGAAUUCCAAUUUGGGCCCUGCCAAGUAGAAGGGGUAGUUCUUCAGGAACUGUGGGAAGCCUUCCAGGCCAUGAAGGACAUUGUGCAAGCUCAGGAUAGUAUCACGGGCGUCCAGCUGCUGCGGAAGGAGGUUCUGCAGAAUGCCUCGGAGGCUGAAAGCUGCUACCUCAUCCAUGCCCUGCUGGAGUUCUACUUGAACACUGUCUUCAAAAACUACCGCGAUAAGGCAGUUGAAUUCAGGAUCCUGAAGUCAUUCUCUACCCUGGCCAACAACUUUAUUGUCAUCGUGUCCAAACUGCAACCCAGUCAGGAAAAGGAGAUGUUUUCCAUCAGUGAGAGUGCACACAGACGGUUUCUGCUGUUCCAGCGAGCAUUUAAACAGUUGGACAGAGAAGCAGCUGUGACCAAAGCCUUUGGAGAAGUGGACAUUCUCUUGACCUGGAUGGAGAACUUCUACCAGAUGGGGCAUGGAGCCAGGGAGUUUCCGACACCUGGGAACAACCGGAGAAGCAUCACUGGAUCUGGACAUGGUGCUGGUGAUUGAGCAUUGACCACGGACGGAUGGACGCGGCAAGACUCCAGGGGAUGGUGCAGCAACAGGCAGAAGGCAUUUGAGUCCCUGGAUGACCCCAUGGCUCAGGCCACCUCCUCCUGGCUACCUGCCUUUGCUUGAGAGGAAAAUAGGCUUCCAGGUUGUGGGCCGUGGUUUAGGGUUUGCUGCAUUAGCUUAGCCUACCCCCUAAUUAAAUCAGGGAAACUUGCCACACUUAGUUUUUACUGGUUCCUGAAGUAAUAAUGUUUCUGCUAUGGUAGGCUGCUUUAGAGAAUAAAAUGGUUUAGAGAAUAAAAUGAAUAGUUUACAG